AUGUUGGACGCUCGUCAAACCGUCGUCAACGCCAACGACUUGCCUCCCGGUUGGGUCAUCCAGAAUGGUCGUGCUAUUCCGUGGUGGUACAGCAGGACAGGCGUUAUCGUCAAGUGGUCCGUCUUCCUAGGCCUCACAACGCUCUUUGCCGCGUUCCUCAUCAUCGGCUACAUGCACGGCAAGAGGCGACUCAAGAAGGGUCUCCUCCCUCUCGGCUACCACCGCUGGCUAUUCAGCAGAGCCCAGCUCGCCCGCGUCGACAGCCGCUACGCCUGGCCGCAGGCGACGUACAACAACUACCGCCCCGAGUACUACCAGCAGCAGCAGGGCUACUACGGGAUGCAGGGCAUGCCGCCCCCGACGUACGACCCCAACGCCGCGAGGCCGCCCAUGUACGCUCCCCCCGACGGAGGCUCCAAGGUCGACCCGUCGCAGGAGUAUGGCAUCACCCCGCCCCCGGGCCCGCCUCCCCCGCCCGCCGCCAUGCCGGCCAACCACACUGGCCAGUCGUAUCCUUACAGGGCGCAGUGA
This is a messenger RNA of Colletotrichum siamense, 531 nucleotides long. RefSeq lists its product as uncharacterized. NCBI's taxonomy places the organism in Eukaryota, Fungi, Ascomycota, Sordariomycetes, Glomerellales, Glomerellaceae. The record is from RefSeq and is a predicted model, not a curated record. The coding region runs from base 1 to 531 and encodes 176 amino acids. The transcript is spliced from 2 exons.